This is a messenger RNA of Yamadazyma jaroonii, 2097 nucleotides long. The record is from the annotation of a GenBank genome assembly. Lineage: Eukaryota; Fungi; Ascomycota; Pichiomycetes; Serinales; Debaryomycetaceae.
AUGUCUGCCAUAUAUACUUCAGAUAUCAAACAUCAUAGGAAAGCCCCUGCCCCACCCACACCUACGAGUAAUUUUACCACCGCCAAAAGACGAAGUGGGUGGGUUAACUUGAAAGAUGACGGGAUUUUAUCAUUCAGAUGGACUAAAAGGUUCAUGAUCAUUAAUGAUAGAACCAUAAACUUUUAUAAAUCUGAAAAUACUAGUGAAUCACCCGAAAUACUGUUCCCAUUAAAUUUGAUCCAAUCAAUAAAUUUAAAAGAUCUUAAAGGUUAUGGGAUUGAAAUAGUCCCCAAAAAUAAAGAGAAACCAAUUUUGAUCAGUAUCAAAUCUAAUAAUGAAUAUUUGGAUUGGUUGGAUUCGUUUAUCACUAAAUGUCCAAAUAUCACCAUAAAUAAUAAUCCAAACACAACUACCACAGAAGUUUCAAAUCCUAUAGAUUUCACUCAUAAGGUUCAUGUUGGUUUUGAUCCGAGCAGUGGGAAUUUCACUGGGUUACCUGAUACUUGGAAGAAUCUUUUACAAAAUUCGAAAAUUACUAAUGAAGAUUGGAAGAAAGAUCCAGUGGCUGUAAUGGAAGUUUUAGACUUCUAUAUGGGUACACCCAAAAACAAUACCAAUGGUUUCCAGAAUUUGGUUCAACCUCCAAAGAAUUAUAAACCUACAAGAAGUGCUCCAAAACCACCAAUUCCUUAUCAUUUAUCUAAACAAAAUGAUUCGAGUUCCAGCGUAAAUUCAAAGUCUAGUGACACUCCUCCUGCUACUUCUAAUAUUAAUGGUGGUCAGAGUGGUAUUUCACCAUUGAACAAUUUACAAUCUAAAGAGUUAAAACCUAUCAGAAAGGCACCAGCACCUCCUAAUGUUCCUAAACAACAACCUCCUAACUUACCAGGUAUGAAACAGUUCAACCUUAAGAAACCUACACAACCUCCACAUCAACCACCUCCACCUGCCCAAUCACAUUCCAAUCAAGUAUCACAUCAACAAGUUCAAAAGCUUCCACCUCAACAACAGCAGCAACAUCAACAAAUACCUAAACCAAUUCAUACCAACCCUAUAACUACCAACCAACCUCCAAAGACCUUAAAACCUCAACAAGUUGGUAUCAUACCUAAACCAACAGACCAAAGACCUAUGAAUGAUGAGAUUUCUCCAUUGACUGUUAAGAAAACUCCUAAGCAAAUCAAAAGGGAAAAGGAAAAACUUAAAGAACAACAAGUUAUUAGUAAAUUAAAAACCGUUGUUAAUAAUGAAGAUCCAACCCCAUUAUUUAAGAUCAUUGAAAAGGCAGGUCAAGGUGCUUCAGGGUCAGUUUACUUGGCUAAAAAUUUGAAUAAUGAAAAAGUUGCAAUCAAACAAAUGGACUUACUGGUUCAACCUCAUAAAGAUUUAUUAAUUAAUGAAAUUUUGAUCAUGAAAGAUUCCCAACAUAAAAAUAUCGUCAAUUUCUUGGAUAGUUAUCUUCGAAAUGAUAAUGAUUUAUGGGUUAUUAUGGAAUAUAUGGAAGGAGGAUCAUUAUAUGAAGUUAUUGAGAAUAAUGAAUUUAAAUUAUCCGAAGCUCAAAUCUCAGUAAUUUGUAGGGGAACAUUGCAAGGAUUACAACAUUUACAUGAAAAGAACAUUAUUCACAGAGAUAUUAAAAGUGACAAUGUUUUAUUAGAUUCCAAAGGUAAUGUUAAAAUUACUGAUUUCGGAUUCUGUGCUAAAUUGACCGAACAAAGAGCCAAAAGAGCUACCAUGGUGGGUACUCCUUAUUGGAUGGCUCCUGAAGUUGUUAAGCAGAAGGAAUAUGAUGCUAAAGUUGAUAUUUGGUCAUUAGGUAUUAUGACCAUUGAAAUGAUUGAAGGCGAACCUCCUUAUUUGAAUGAAGAACCAUUAAAAGCCUUAUACCUCAUUGCAACCAACGGGACACCGAAAUUGAAAAAUCCGGAAUUAUUGAGUAAUAAUAUUAAAAAGUUUUUGUCUAUUUGUUUAUGUGUUGAUGUAAGAUAUAGAGCAACAACUGAUGAAUUAAUGAAACAUUCAUUUAUAACAACAAGUGGAGAUGUUGAUGUUUUGUUCCCGUUAUUUAAUUGGAAAAAGGAGGAACAUAAUAAUUGA